GGGUUGGGCGUAUUAGUCAUCCGAGUUGGUGUGAGGUUGGUCGUGCUAGUCUACGGGUGGGAGUACAAUGGCGUCUGCAAAGAACACAUCCACAAGCGCUGGACCAUCUACCCCCAGGGAGGGAUGACCUCCACAACAAUCUACUCCUCAGUAUAUGCACGCAAUGGGAGCACAAUGGUUUUUGGACUUUGUUGUUCAGGGGGAUCUUUUUGGACCAGCUGUUUUCAUUCGACCCACUUGCUUUCCCUACGUUGAGGGAGCGGACCACGUUAUUCCUCUCGGUACGAUCGUCGUGUGCGCCAAGACUCAUGGAGGUUUGCUCAAGCUGCACACUAACGGUUUGUACGACGAGUGCAGACUGCCUCUCAGAGGUGUUAAAGGUGUGUUGGUGACCAUCAAGAGAUUUGCGGGGUACGGUUCGAACAUGACGUUGUGCUCUCACUUCAAAGGCCUUUACGAUGGCGGCAACAAGCGUCUUCCAUCGCCAGAGCAAUAUCUCGAUCUCGCGCAGAUGGUGCCGAAAGAACGUCCGGUUCUUCCGCGAGAACAUGUUUUCCGGCUUCUGCCACCCCGUGAGGGGUUGUCCGACUUGGCUCAAGAAACUCCAGUUGCGGCAGUGGGGCGCGGGAGUCCGAUUGAAGAUGCUGGGGGUCGGGUCAAGGGGCACGCGCGCAGAGUUCACACGCAGGCCGGUCAGGAUGCUCCUGAGAACACGUCGGACUUGCAUUCUCAGGGUACAGGGACUCAACGGGUCUGUACUCCGAAACUCAUCAAGGUCCGCUGCGGCGGCGACACGUAUUCGCUUCGAGAUGAGACGAGAAGAGAAUCCGGCAGAUCGGGACAAGAUGUCGGAGGAAAUGACGCUGAAGGGAUUGGCGUUGUCCGCGAAAGCUCUGGCGGGGAGCAGAUUCCUUCGGAGAAGAAGCGCGAGCGACAGAGGAUGGAAGAGGGUGGCACGGCAAGUAAGAAAGCAAGGAGGCCAGACGGUUUGACCAUUCGCAAAGGACAAGCCAUGGGUGGAGGAGAUUCGGUUGAUCCAGGCGCUGCGGCCGCGAGAGAACCUUCGGGGAAAUCGAAACGGAAAAUGGCAGCCAAAGAAGGCGAUGGCAAGAAGAAACCUCGAAGGCGGAAGACUACUGAGGCUUCGAGCGGGGCCGAAUGGCCUGUCGGUGACGAGUGCGACGAAGCGGCGACGUUCUGGCUCGAAUACGAGCGGAACGAUGGCGGUGAAAUCGUGGAGAAGGAGUUCCCCGUCCAACUGCUCAUCGACCCCAGGAAGGUCUGCGACAUCCCGUCUUGGGAAAGAUAUUACAACCACCGCAGUCUAAAUCGCGAAACUGUGGACGACAUCAAGGCUCCGAUGCUGAGUCAAUUCCACGACAAAAAGGGGAAAAUCUGGAUGAAAAACCGUUUGGUUUUGGCACCCAUUUACAAGCCGGUGGCGCGUAGGCCGGAGAAAGCUGAAAGGGUUCACAAAGAUGUCUUCAAGCCAGAGGACAAGGACAAGUACUACUAUUACCCUGUUAACGGUCAACACACCGUGGCUGCUGUGAAGGAGUUGGAGGAUGAGCAAAUAUUCGAUUUGUGGAAGAUGCACUCGUGGCCGACGAGAGUAGUGUGGUUCUCCGACCUAGAUUUCGCGGGGUAUAGGCAGUGUCUCGCAGACAUGACCGAUGUUGAAAAACUGUCGAUCCUUGACGACAUUCUCCCGCUAAGGGGAGUGUUUGUGCAAUCCGCGGGCAGCCAUCUGAAGCAUCAGCAUAAACCAGGAAUUAAAGACAUGGUCGCGACGACGAAAGUGGACCGUGUGAUGCUCCGUAUGUUCCACUACAUCUUGUUCCUUGAAAUGGAGGCGGACGAACGUGUUUGGCGCCACGGGAGCCCAUUUUUUCGGACCGAGGGGAAGCUUCUAGAGGAGUUCAGGCCGCAGGGCCUCACGAAACAGGUGUGGGUUGGAAUGCGAACGCAUUUCCAGGGCGCGGUGGAGUACGUGAACACUUGCAAAUGUACUCUUCCGCACGAGAAGGAGUCCAUCGACGACGCAAAGAGAUUGUACGAUGAUGACAGGUUCCCUAAAUCUUUCGAAAAGUCUGUCCAUUCCAUCUUGCGACAGACGAAAGAAGAAGUUCGAGACACGAUCAGGGUCAGCAGGGAUGUGAGGCACAUCAAAUGGCCCGACCUCAACCGGGUGACCAGCCUUAUUCCUUUCGCUUUCCCGCCUUCCCAAGCUCACAGUCAUGUCACUGCGAUCCGUGAGGUUGUGCGACAUUACGUGUGCAACCUGUACGUCCUCGAUUUGUGUGAUCCCACACUCCUCACAGACUGGCAAGAAGAUGAUUUCACAAACUUGCAAGUCGUUCUCCAAACACUUUCGCCAACGCAGUGGGCACUUGUGGUCUUUUUCCCCUCUCAUUGGGAGCUCAGUAUCUUGAAAGGCAUGGCCAGGCUUAGCGUCCAUCACGUCAGGACAGGGAAGUGGGUGCGCAAUGCACAAAAGCAGGCCACUGUCCGGGAAGGCAAUAUGCUGGUUGAGGAGUAUGACCGCCUGUACAUGAUUUUUAAUGGUGAGAAGCUGGAAGACAACACAUUCGCAGUCUACCCGGCCAGCAGCCCGACAAAGGCUUCCCGUGCUCAUGGUCCAAGUUCGGUCAAACACACGGUGGCGGCCCGCUCCAAAGCUGUCUGUUCGUCGGACCCAUCAGGACAGGCUGUGGCAUGUUUCGACGUGCCGGAAGAGGAAAGGUUCUCUCAUAGCAUGUGGCAGGACGGCAGCGUGACAAGUUCUCAAGGACCUGCUUACGGGGAGAUGGAGCGGAACCCGUCCCGUCUGUUGGGUCUACUCGAAAACUUUUGCAAAGCUGGGCAAACUGUUUUUUUCUUUGGGAAGGCGCAUGCGUCUGUCGUGUGGGAACUCCUGCGCACCGGUUGGAACGUCGUCGCGUUGGAGAAGGAGGCGAGGAUGAUCGAUUACCUUCACGAGUUCGUGAAGGCAUGCGUUGCAGACACUCGCAAUGCUUGCGAGUUCGUCCACACCACCGGCGAACGAAACUGGGAUCCCAAACGUGAUAUGUAUUGGAAAAUGUCGGGGAACAAAAGGACGGAGGUUUGGGACUUCCUUUUCCAACUCGGACCGCGUGGUCCGACCGACGUCGAAUAUAGUCGACGGAGAAACCUGGUGUUCGGUGUGCUCAAUGGGUACCACGAUGCACCCACGGAGUCUGUCUCGCAUUUCCUGAGAAGACUGGAGCACGUUUACUUCACGCUGGCCGAACCGCUCACCCUGGAAAACUACAAGUCACAGUUUGACGAGGAGGACCCUUUUGACGCUGAAGACAUGGAGGAGCUGAGCGACUCGGAAACCUUCGAUUUCGAGUCCAUGCCACUUCCUCGGGUGGUUGGACAGGUUGGUGAUGAAGAGGAAGGUGGCCCUCGGAGAUAUAGCACGUCCCCUGCCGGUUUGAAGCGUGUGUUUCGGGGCGAACCAGUCGACGACCAAUCGUCUGAUGACGGGGAGGAAGACAGGGACUAUGAUCACGAACCUUGUGACAGGCUCCCAGUGGACCAUGACACCUGGCAAAAUGACAAACUCUACUUCUUCGGCAAGCAUCACCGGUUGACGGUGGAGGAUGUCUGGGGACACAAAGUCGUCUGGCACCCGAGGAUAUUCCAACCUGCUGUGAGGAAUGGAAUGUGGGUCAUGGAAAUGAAGGAGGCCGAUGGCAAGUGGAGUGGACUGAAAAGACUGGGAGCGGGUGCAUUUAAGAGAACGGCGAGAACUGCUUUGGUGGAGCAUUUGAGUCUUAUGAACCCCGAGAGGAACGAUCCGGACAUCGCUGCGUAUGCAGAACAAAAGCUAAAAGAGUUGUACGCCAACAACAUGUUGGAGUUUCGAGCGCCUUUCUACACACUCGAAACGGCACCGUCUCGUGGCAUUGACUGGCGCAUGCCGCAACCUCCGUCGGGCGGUCAGCAUCCGGGAGGGGGUGGAGGAGGAGACGAAGGUGACGGCGAAGGUGGGGGAGGAGACGGCUCACAGUUUGCCGGAAAGGGGACGGACGAGACAUCGUCGGUAGAGAAGGCGUCCGACGGAAAGGGGUCUGGCGGAAAGGACUCGGGCGGAAAGGGGUCCGGCGGGAAGGGGCCGGGCGGAAAGCGUAGAACGUCCGGGAGUCCCCAGUAUAUGGAUACUGACCCUCACUGCGUAGGGAGUCGAGAUUCCGACAUGCGAGACGAGGCCACCCUGAGGUCUGAUCAAGUGCGAGUAGAUUCGCACUUGUCUGCGAGGACUUUGUUUCCCGUUGCCGAGGAGAGUCCAUCUCACUGUGGGCAGCAGAGGUCUCCUGUGCUCAACACCUUGCUCCUGAAAGAGGGCGCGUCUUCAUUUUGCCUGGAGGGCGGGAUGCCUGCACUGCGAAGGAGCGAAGGUGCGACCUUCGGUUCCCUCGGCUCGGGCGACCGCCACAAACUCCGAAUACAUUCGGAUUUGCUGACGUCGCCCUCCGCCAUAAGUGCUCCUCACGCAACAGUUCCGCGGGGCCAAGAAAAUGUCACGUCCUGCCCCCCGCAUCUUCAGUUGGACACAGGGUUGCCCUGCUCGCCUCCGUUUUCAUGUGUUGAGACUCGAGACUGGCGGUCUCGCGACAUGCUGGAGGGGCCCCCUAGAGGAGUGUUGGAAACCGGGGGUAGCGAGCACGAACGUCACACUCCUGGGGAAGAGGAGCGCUCUCCGGGAAUGCGUACUGUACAUCGGGAAGAGGAGACUCAACGCUGGCAGUCUCGCAAAGUGUUGGAGACCGGGGGUAGCGAGUUUGAACGUCAUGCUUCGGAGGGUGCGUCCGUGCACACUGGCAGCAAGAGUGCAGGAGCUCCGGGGGAAACGCAUGCUCUACAGCGGGGAGAGGAGACUCGACACGGGCCGGCUCGUGAAGACGUGAAGUGGCUCCAUGCACGAGCGCUGGUGAUCGGGACGUCCGCAGAGGGUGGUCGACCGUCUGUCCUAAGCACCGCUCGGGGAAUGGUGCUUCAUGAAGCCAUAGAGUUGGGUGACGACUCGGCAGCCACCGAGCUGGUUAGCGACUCAGGCGUGGCCGAGAUGCAGAACGUCGAAUCCUCCGUGGAAGGCGGUGAGGUGGCCGUCAGCAUCAAGAUGGAUCCAGAGCGGAAAGAUCAUGAUUCUCCGUCCAUCCGUUGCGGUGCCGAACAGGGUGAUCGAGCAUCUGUCCUCAGUACCGGUCGGGAAAUGGUGCUUCAUGAUGAAGCCAUCGACUUGCCAAGCGACUCAGCUGCCACCGAGCUGGUUAGCGACACAGCCGUGGCCGAGGUCCAAAACCUCGAAUCGUCCGUGGACGUUGGCGCAGUGGCGCGACAGGAAGGCGAGUUCCCUCAAAGGGCUCCCGAGCACGGGAGACAUCAAUCUGUUGCGCUCCAUAUUUCACAACGAGCAGAUUUAAACUUGCCCACAAUCACCUACAAGAAAUAUAACUUUCCCACCAAACGGGUCAUCGAUGUCGCAAAGGUCACGGAGCGUCAUGUCCAGAGCUUUAAAAGUCAGACCGUCGCCGAUCCCGCGACGCUUACGAGGGCGAUAGCUUCCGACCGAGGUGGUCCUUCACCGCUUGAAGCAAGAGAGGACCAAUCGUGUCCGCUAGACGAACACCGGGGCAGCGGCUCGCGUGAUGCACUYAACUAUGAGKAGGACCCCUCUUCGCCACGAUCAGAAGCCAGAGCCAUACUUGCGAUAGUACCCAAGCUAAAGGGUGUGCCGACCCUGGUGUUGGAGAUCUGGCCAGACGCGAUCGCCCCUGAUGAGAACUUCCCCGGAGGAUGGUGGAGUGAGGUCAUAGAGAGGUUCCCUUGGCUCGAACAGUGCCCUUGGCCCAGCAAACCGGCGCAAGCCUUGAUCACAUGCAUGAAGCCUGAGAACUCCCAUAUGCUGCGAGAGUACAGAGAUCCUGAGUAUGAGGAAUUUCGCCGAGACGAGCCGAGCAUCUUGCUCACUGUCAAGCUUGAUUUCGAUGUACUGGGUGGGGUAGAUGGGACAUACCAUUCUCAGUAUCUGGGUCAAGACCCAGGAAGUUUUGUCCAUAGGGGCAAUGAAGAAGUGCUUGGAAAGAAAAUCAAGUUCAUGCUCAACAUGUGGGGAACUCAAGUCAGUACUGGAAUGACGCGAGUGGUUCUUCCUAUAAUUCCAGAGGAGCAAUUUAGCCCUUCUAGCUACUUCCGUGAUCAGAGCUUGUUUCAGCUGUGGCUGAAGUUUCAUAAUCUCUAUGACAUUCCUGAUAGUAUCACGCCAUGUGGCUUCAAUCUGCAAGAUAGCACUGCUGACUUCGAGUGCGCGCGGUGGAAUGUGAUUGAGACCACAAGCCAAGAGGUGCCUGAUGAGCCCGUGUCUUGUGACAGAGAACCGAAAGUGGAGCCGAUAACCACUGGAGAGAUGGUACGACUCCCAACUGGAAGAAACAAAUGGGUCAGAGAGCGGGUAGAGAGAACGUUGUGCCUACAUAUGAGGUACUCCAGCCAUAUCAUGGGAGCAUUCAGCAUCAGAAAACUGGUUAAGGAGAUGCUGGAGAGGGUGGUAGGGGAGGACGCUGAUGGAUGGUUGGACGACGUCAUGUUCGGAUGGACCUACAAUGAUGCCAUUGCCACCAAACUCUGCAGACCGUAUGACGCAUUCAAGGACUUCGAUCUCGAUUACUGGCUCAACAACUAUAAGGAAGAGGAGUGUCACUGUAACGCAAGCAGAAAUGCGCCGUUUCGGAGCGAUAGCACUUUCCAGCUGAAACCGGAUGCCGCCUGUGCUCACGUCAUCAAGCUUGACACCGCAAUCACUUCCAACAGCGCGUUGAGAGCAAUAAUGGGACGGGGAUUGAACCACAUUCCGAUGAAAGCCAUGGACAUAAACGAAGCACUGACGGAGAUUGACGCACUGCUUGACAAGCUGUUCGAAAAGCAUGAGGAGAUUACGGACCUGCAUGACCGGCAGAAAAGGAAGAUUAGAUGGUUGGUCAAAGAAAAGGCGAAGCAGAGAAUGAGGGCGUUCUUAGGCAACCGCAUGCAUGUAACAACAGAACCAUUUGGCAGCAAGCAAGUGAGCAGUGAGAAUAAGGCACUCACUAACAAGUUCCUGAUUGCACCAAUAGACAAAGCAGCCAUCACAGCGGCGUUUGUGUGUGUCAACUUCAUACGAGCUUUAGCCCUGAAGAGACUCUCAGGGCCGGACUUUGUACAUUCUGAUGAACUCCCUUACUCCGUGGUGGAGAGACUCAAGGAUGAGUUGCGAUGCAUGAAGCCCUUGCCAGCAGGAAAGCAAGCACUUCCAUACCUGAUGACAGUCUAUAAAGCUCACAAAGGUACGUUUCGGUGGAUCACCAAUAUAGCUGGCACUGUCCUCUCACCUAUGGCGGACAUCUGUGUGUGCCUUCUGCGGUUCCUGGUCCUCAACGUGCAGGCGUACUGCAAUCAGUUGGCUGAGCAGAUCGAGCAGCAGCAUGGCUUCAGGCCCAACAUCUAGUGGCCUGUAGCAUCCGUGGGCGAAUUCGCUGCGAACCUGCCUGGGAACUUCUUCUCAGUAUACACAGCAGACAUCAU
This is a messenger RNA of Chara braunii, 7587 nucleotides long. The record is from the annotation of a GenBank genome assembly. Lineage: Eukaryota; Viridiplantae; Streptophyta; Charophyceae; Charales; Characeae.